This is a messenger RNA of Labrus bergylta (ballan wrasse), 2095 nucleotides long. The record is from RefSeq and is a predicted model, not a curated record. NCBI's taxonomy places the organism in Eukaryota, Metazoa, Chordata, Actinopteri, Labriformes, Labridae.
UAUCAGUUCAGGUAAAAGUGUCGUGGAAAGUUACGAAAAUACUAUUGCUGAUUUCAACUUUACUGUUGUGAAAUCGCCUUCAAUUGAGAGUAAUAGCCUUUUUCUUUAAAUAUUAAUGGGGGCGCCGGUGUUACGGUUUAAAAUGUGACCGUGUUUACUGUCGACUUUCAGUCAAGUGAGUCGGUGGUUGUCAUGGUUACAACAGAGAAAGACGUAAAGUGUCCUAACAGAUUCCACUUUGUUUUCAUUCAAGACAUUUAUGAUGAGUAUUUAUGACACCAUUAUAUAAAUUAAACAUAAAAGCAAACCGUUACACCGGUGUCACAGGGAAAGCUUUAGCUUGAGACUAAUCAGAGAUUGUUGGAAUAAGUUACAAGCAGUCUAUGGCUGUGAGAGAGCUUGACUUUGUGAAUGCAAAGAAGAGUAUAAAACUAUCAUCAGCAUAAAGAUUAAUUCUACAAUUUUCUAUUUGAUCAAUAAUGUUAUUAAUGCACAGUGAGAAUAAAUGUAAUCCCAGGAUGGAUCCCUGGGAUACUCCUGUGAUGAUAGCCCUUACUAUCAAUUGAAGUUUUACAGUAAUUAACUUUUGCCUUCAUCUCAUUUAUAUCCACAGAACCCCCUCUGACAAUCAGUGCUCUGAAUAGAGAGGAAGAGCUGCAGGGAACCUCAUCACAACCAUCGACACAAGAAGAGUCUAAUUUAAGUCAUGCUGAGAUCCAUACUGACCUCUGUAUUAAAGAUGAGCAGGAAGAACAUGAACAUGACCACCAAACACAGGAGAUGAUUUUUCCUUCUACUGAAUGGGAACAAGAUCAGCCAGCGAUCAAAGCUUCUGCUGAAAUGCAGCCAGUUUCUUCUGACGGCUCUGAAGCUGAGUGUGAAAUCAAAGGCAGUGAUGAGGAGGGGGUGCAGAAUAAAGGAGCACAGAAAAAGAUGAGACGAAAGCCUGAUAGAAAAUCUUCUGCUAGAGGUCAAACUGACUUUUGUGUUUGUCCCACGUGUGGACAGGGUUUCUUGUCCAUUGCUCCCUUCGAGAAGCACAUGAAAAUACACAAACAGGAGCCUGACAGUCAACGUCCAAUACCGACCUGUGUGCUGCAGAUAUCAAGUUCAGAACCCCCUCUGACAACCAGUGCUCUGAAUAGAGAGGAAGAGCUGCAGGGAACCUCAUCACAACCAUCGACACAAGAAGAGUCUAACUUCAGUCAGGCCGAGGUGCAGACUGACCUCUGUAUUAAAGAUGAGCAGGAAGAACAUGAACAUGACCGCCAAACACAGGAGGUUAUUUAUCCUUCUACUGAAACGGAACAAGAUCAGCCAGUGAAUGAAGCUUCUGCUGAAAUGCAGCCAGUUUCUUCAGACGGCUCUGAAGCUGAGAGUGAAAUCAAAGGUGGUGGUGAGGAGGUGGUGCAGAAUGAAGGAGCACAGAGAAAGAUGAGACGAAAGACUGAUAGAACAUUUUCUGUUAGUGGUCAAACUGACCUUCAUGUUUGUCCCAUGUGUGGAAAGGGUUUCUGGUUCAUUUCUCCCUUGGUGAAGCACAUGAAAAAACACAAGAAGAUCAAUGGUCCAACAAAGAAGCUUCUAAAGGAUAUGCAAAGAUUUCUCAGAAGAAAGGAUUGUAAUGUUUGUGGCAAGAAGUUUACCACUACCCAUUGUCUGAGACUUCAUUCAAAAAUACAUGCAGCAAUUAGAGACUUUAAAUGCCAAGUCUGUGGGAUAACGUUUUGCAAAAGACGUAAUCUUAUUAGUCACUUACGGACCAAACGACACAAGAGGAGACACGAGGAGGAUAUCCUAAAUCGUUUUGGAACAGGGCAAAAACGAUUGUGGAAGUGUUCUUGUGCAAGAUACUGAACCCUGAGUUGCAACAGAAGGCAUAGCCAUCUGUGUGUGAAUGUGACUAGUACUGUACUAACUCUCAGAUGGAUGUCACUUUUGAUAAAAGGGUCUGCUAAAAGAAAUUCUAACAUUGUUAAAUUGUUAAAGAUCUAUCCUGUCUUUAGUGAAGUUUAUACGGCUGAACAAAUACAUUCACAGAAGUCUCUUUACAGAAAAUAAAUCAAAUAGGCUUUGAAUGCAUUUCAGCAUUUGA